AGCGAGAAAAUAGUAAUAACAACAGUAGUUCGGCGCAUGCGCAGUGCCCCAAAGCACCACAUAUCGGUGGGUAGCGCAACCCGACAGAACACCGGCUAGCUAAAAUGGACGAAUGUGUUCCGAGGAGCUGGAGCCGCUUUUGUCCUAAACUGUACCGAAAAGGGGAGAGUUAAACUCGGGCUUUUUUUCACUGUGGUGACACAUUUCAGUUUUGAAUCCGCAUUAGUUAGCUGUUUGUAAGCGAAUCCCUGUUUGGUUUAGCUUAGCUUAGCCUAGCUUAGCACAGCGAACCGUUUAUUAUUAUUAUUGUUAGCUUAGCCGAGCUAGCACCAGCCCGUUUCUACGGCGUCUGGGAGUGCAGGGAACCGAUACAGGGGCAGCUCCAGCUGUUUGGCUGCGUGUUUCUUCGCUGGAGUUGCUGUUUUUAAAGCCUCGGGCUGCGGCUUGGGGCGUUUAUAGAGCUGUUAAAGCCACUCAGGCACGUUUUCGUCUUGUUUUUGGUGACUCCAGACAGCUCAGCGCUUCGCCACAACGAUGCGAUGGUCGCAUUAGGUCGCUGCUAUUUCCACUCGGUCCGCUCGACCAGGCUCCUUCCCGGCCGCGGGCCUGUGUAUGGCCCCGCGCCUGCCUUUCUGGUGUGACACACGGCUCACCGGCCAGGGCUUCAGCAGGACGGACCCGGACCCUGACCGGCGGCCCUGAAGCUCCACCGAAGUCAUGCAAGGGACACAGUUCCAGUACGAUUUCUUCAGCGAGGAGAACGCGCCUAAAUGGAGGGGGCUGCUGGUACCGUCGCUGAACAAGGUGCUAAACCAGGUACACCCGAAGCUGUCAUCUCAGGAGGAGGCUCUGCAGUACAUUGAGCAGCUGAUUCUGCUGCUACUGAGCAUGCUCUGUCAGGCCCAACCCCGUACCGUGCAGGAUGUGGCGGAGCGUGUACAGAAGAGUUUUCCUCACCCCAUCGAUAAGUGGGCCAUUGCUGAUGCCCAGGCUGCCAUCGAGAAGAGGAAGAGGCGGAACCCUUUAGCUUUGCCUGUGGAUAAGAUUCAUCCACUUCUCAAGGAGGUACUAGGCUACAAAAUCGACCAUCAGGUGUCCGUGUACAUCGUGGCGGUGUUAGAAUACAUCUCAGCGGACAUCCUGAAGUUGGCUGGAAACUAUGUACGAAACAUACGGCACUAUGAAAUCUCACAGCAGGACAUCAGUGUGGCCAUGUGUGCAGAUAAGGUCUUGAUGGACAUGUUCCAUCAGGAUGAGGAGGACAUUAGUGGUUUUCCCUUAAUGGAUGAGGAGCCCUCAGCAUCUGAGGAGCAGACUUACUAUGAUUUGGUGAAGACUUUCAUGGCGGAGGUGCGGCAGUACCUGAGAGACCUCAACCUCAUCAUCAAAGUUUUUCGCGAGCCCUUUGCCACAAACACCAUGCUCUUCUCUCACCAUGACGUGGAGAACAUCUUUAGUCGUAUUGUAGACAUUCACGAAGUGACCCUGAAGCUGCUGGGGCUGAUCGAGGACACUGUGGAGAUGACUGAUGAGGGAAGCCCUCACCCCCUGGUGGGCAGCUGCUUCGAGGACCUGGCUGAGGAGCUGGCCUUUGACCCUUACGAGACGUACGCUCAGGACAUUCUGCGGCCCGGCUUUCACGACCACUUUCUCAGCCAGCUCUCCAAACCUGGUGCGGCCUUCUACCUCCAGUCUAUAUGUGAAGGUUUUAAAGAGGCUGUGCAGUAUGUUUUACCGCGGCUACUUCUGACCCCCGUCUACCACUGCCUGCAUCACUUUGAGAUCUUAAAGCAACUGGAGGAGAAAAGUGAGGAUGAGGAGGACAAGGAGUGUCUAAAGCAAGCCAUCACUGCACUCCUCAACCUGCAGAGCAGCAUGGAGAGGAUCUGCUCCAAAAGCCUGGCCAAGAGGAGGCUCAGCGAGUCGGCCUGCCGCUUCUACAGUCAGCAGAUGAAGGGCAAGCACCUGGCCAUCAAGAAGAUGAACGAGAUCCAGAGGAACAUCGAUGGCUGGGAGGGCAAAGACAUCGGCCAGUGCUGCAACGAGUUCAUCAUGGAGGGCACGCUAACGCGGGUGGGCGCCAAGCACGAACGCCACAUCUUCCUCUUCGAUGGUCUGAUGAUCUGCUGCAAGUCCAACCACGGACAGCCACGCCUGCCUGGAGCCAGUGCUGCAGAAUACAGGCUAAAGGAGAAGUUCUUCAUGCGCAAGGUCCAAAUCAAUGACAAGGACGACAAGGAGGGUGAAUACCGGCACGCCUUCGAGAUCAUCUUGAAGGACGGCAACAGCGUUGUGUUCGCCGCCAAGUCUGCAGAGGAGAAGAACGGCUGGAUGGCGGCGCUGAUCUCGCUGCAAUACCGCUCCACGCUGGAGCGCAUGCUGGACACGGCCAUGCUGCAGGAAGAGAAGGAGGAGCAGAUGAGGCUGCCGGGGGCCGAGAUCUACCGCUUUGCUGAACCUGAUUCGGAGGAGAACGUGGUGUUCGAGGAGAACGUACAGUCCAAGUCGGGGAUUCCCAUUAUCAAAGCUGGCACGGUGCUUAAACUCAUCGAGAGGCUCACCUUCCACAUGUAUGCAGAUCCCAAUUUUGUGCGGACAUUCCUCACCACCUACAGGUCAUUCUGUAAACCACAAGAGCUGCUGGACCUGCUCAUGGAGAGGUUUGACAUUCCGGAGCCCAAACCUACAGAGGCAGAUCAAAUGGCCAUAGAAAACGGAGACCAGCCACUUAGUGCAGAGCUCAAGCGCUUUCGUAAAGAGUUUGUUCAACCUGUGCAACUCAGGGUGCUGAAUGUGUGCCGGCACUGGGUGGAGCACCACUUCUAUGAUUUUGAGAGAGAUGCCCAGCUGCUGUGCCGGCUAGAAGAAUUUAUCGGCAUGGUCCGAGGUAAAGCCAUGAGGAAGUGGGUAGAGUCCAUCACCAAGAUCAUCCAGAGGAAGAAGCAAGCGCAGGCUAACGGCCCGAGCCACAACAUCACCUUUGAGAGUUUACCUCCGCCCAUCGAGUGGCACAUUUGCAAACCGGGUCAGAUCGAGCAGUUCGACCUCAUGACCCUUCACCCCAUAGAAAUCGCUCGCCAGCUCACUCUCCUGGAGUCAGACUUCUACAGAGCGGUUCAACCGUCAGAGCUGGUAGGCAGCGUCUGGACGAAAGAGGACAAAGAGCUGAACUCGCCCAACCUGCUGCGCAUGAUCCGCCACACCACCAACCUAACACUGUGGUUCGAGAAGUGUAUUUUGGAGACGGAGAACCUGGAGGAGCGGGUAGCUGUAGUGUCCCGUAUCAUCGAGAUCCUGCAGGUCUUUCAGGAGCUCAAUAACUUUAAUGGAGUGCUGGAGGUGGUUAGCGCCAUGAACUCCUCACCCGUCUACCGGCUCGACCACACGUUUGAGCAAAUACCAAGCAGACAGAAGAAGAUCUUCGAAGAGGCACAUGAACUCAGUGAGGACCAUUAUAAGAAGUAUCUUGCUAAACUCAGGUCCAUUAACCCACCAUGCGUUCCUUUUUUUGGGAUUUAUUUAACAAAUAUUCUAAAAACGGAGGAAGGCAACCCAGACUUUCUGAAGAGGCACGGUAAAGAGCUGAUCAACUUCAGUAAGAGGCGGAAAGUAGCAGAGAUCACUGGAGAGAUCCAGCAGUACCAGAACCAGCCAUACUGCUUACGGGUGGAGAACGACAUACGGAAGUUCUUUGAGAACCUGAACCCGAUGGAAGAUAUGAUUGAUAAGGAGUUUGACGACUAUCUCUUUAACAAGUCUCUGGAGAUCGAACCUCGCAAUGCACGAUCGCUUCCUAGAUUCGCGAAGAGGUACAGCUACCCACUGAAAUCCCCAGGUGUCCGACCAUCCUCCAGUCGCCCGGGCACGAUGCGCCAUCCCACCCCUCUCCAGAACGAACCCCGGAAGAUCAGCUACAGCCGAAUUCCAGACAGUGAGACGGAGAGCAGCGCAGCGUCGGCCCCAAACUCACCCCGAACGCCCCUCACACCCCCACCCGCAUCUGCAGCCUCCAGCUCCACUGAUAUCUGCAGCGUCUUCGACUCUCCACAAGGCCCCUCAAGCCCCUUCCACUCUAACAGCGACACCAUUUUUGCCCCGGUUUCACUGCCUCACGGCCCACGGUCGUCGUCAGUGUCCUCCAUGGUGAGUUUCCACCGGAGUGCAGAGGACGCCCCCAUACCCCCACCCGUCCCUCCCCGCCGCCGACCCGAAUCUGCCCCAGCUGAAUCCUCACCCUCAAAGAUGAUGUCAAAGCACUUGGACAGUCCUCCUGCCAUCCCCCCCAGGCAGCCCACAGGCAAGGUCUACUCUCCACGCUACUCCCUCACCGACCGCACUUCAGUAUCAGAGCCUCCGGACAGCCCGCCCACGUUACCCCCGCGGGAGCCUGUCCGGACGCCGGACGUUUUCUCCAGCUCCCCGCUGCUGCUGCAGCCUCCGCCGCAGGGCCGGCGCAGCGAGCAGAGCCACUUCUUCCCCGCCUCCACCUUUCCCCCGCCCCUGCCUCUGCCCCAGACGCCCUCCCCGCUGGGGCCCCGCAAGCACUUGCCCUCGCCACCCCUGCUGCCCCUGGACUGCGAGCCGCUACAGGGGGCGGCGGGUCCCCCUCUGCCUCCCCGCCAGAGCACGUCGCAGACAGCCAUCCCCAAGCUGCCCCCCAAAACCUACAAAAGGGAGCCGGCACACCCUUCCAUGCACCGGGACGGCCCGCCGCUUCUGGAGAACGCCAACCCUUCCUAAAGGGCGGAGCGGAAGGGCUGGGAGAGGUAACACUACAGACUGCGGCAGAGAACUCUGGGAUGAUUACGAAUAACAGAAGACUGUUGUGGAGGAUUGUGUUGUGCAGUGUUGGACGGACCUUUAGGACAAAAACGAGGAAAAACAAAGACAAAACAAAAAAAAUGUGCCCUUAAACCAUUCAGAGAUGAUUGUGUUUUCAUAAAGUGCAAACUAUGUUGAGAUUACGUCGCCCUCUUGAGGGCUGUCUCUGUAUUGUUUUUGUUCGUUUGUUUUUUUUUUCUUCCUUUGUCUUUCAUGUAGCUGUUGGUGUGUGUUUGUCAUUGUAUGUUGUUCGUUUGUUUAUUUCAUUUCAGUUUGUUUGUUUUUAUAUGUCACCUCUUUUCAGCAGUACUUGUCCCUGAGUAGUACUUGGCCUUCCCUCCCCUGCACAGUUUAAGCCAGGACCAGAUUUACACACUUAAACACACACACACACAAAUCAUGUAACAGUAACAAAAAAACAACAAAAAAACAUGCUGGAUAACAAAAAGACUCUAGACAGGUUUGAACCAGCUCCACAGCAACUUCGUGAAAAAAGAAAAAAAGAAAUAAAUAAAUAAAAAUUCAACACGGCUUGGUGUUUCUCCGCAAGGAGAGGGAAAAAAAAAAGCAACUUGGCACUAACCGGGACAGAAUAAAGACUGUACACCUGUCCAUGCCAAUGGGAGUGGACUCCUGAGGCCAACACAGUGCUGGACAACCAAUAGGACUCCUCCUCCUCCUCCUCCUCCUCCACCAGCCUUUGGGUUCGUCACACCUCAUUUACGUUUUAAAGUAAAAAAGGGACUGAGAUUGAUGCAGGCAUGAGCCGAGAGCUGCGUUCUGGGCUUUGUUUUUAGCUUCACGCUAAACUGAAGGGGAGCGGUUUGUGUGCCAGUAGUCUUAAGAGUACCACGAGUCAAAGGUACCCUCCCACACCAAAGAGGUACUUUCAAGCAUUCAAGAAACACACAGAAAAAAGUGAUUGUCCUUUAUGUGUUAGAACGUUUAUUUUCUGAAUCAUUUCUGUUUUGCCAAUAAGUAUGUAAAGAAGAAGAAAAAAGAAAAACGAUUGCCUUCUUAAAACAAGGGAAUAAAAGUGUUUAUACCACUGUA
Messenger RNA from Astyanax mexicanus (Mexican tetra), 5874 nucleotides. RefSeq names its product son of sevenless homolog 1 (Drosophila) (gene sos1). The transcript has 24 exons. Gene Ontology annotation, molecular function: guanyl-nucleotide exchange factor activity; protein heterodimerization activity. Lineage: Eukaryota; Metazoa; Chordata; Actinopteri; Characiformes; Acestrorhamphidae. Gene Ontology annotation, biological process: Ras protein signal transduction; positive regulation of GTPase activity. Bases 718 to 4740 code for a protein of 1340 amino acids. The record is from RefSeq and is a predicted model, not a curated record. Gene Ontology annotation, cellular component: plasma membrane.